AUGCCUUUCGAAAACUUUCUCAGAGGACCCAACGAGCCAAAGAGUGUGCCGCAACAACCUCCUACUGAGCAAUACGAAUCUGCCAAGAGUUUCUUGGACCUGUUUUCGCAGAAGGGCAAACUGGUGGUGGUAACAGGAGCAGCAGGAGCCAUAGGAGGAGCUAUUUGCCACGGAUUUGCCUCAGCCGGCGCAGAUCUGUGUGUGUUGGACUACAAGUACGACGCAGCAUUGGCAGAAUUCCUAGCGGAAAAAUACAACAUCACGGCCAAAGCGUACCAGGUGGAUAUCACCAAAGCUGAAGACGUGGAAACUUGCGUGCAGGCAAUCCAAAAGGACUUCCCGGGCCGCAGCAUCGACACUUUUAUUGCCAACGCAGGAGUGGCAUGGACACACGGCAGCAUUCUGAAUGAAAGCUCGACUCCAGACGCUUGGAAACGAGUGAUGGACGUCAACGUCCAGGGAACUUUCCAUUGCUCGAAAUCCAUCGCCCAGGUUUUCAAGCUGCAGGGCCAUGGAUCGCUGAUCCUGACUGCAUCGAUGUCGUCGCACAUCGCCAACGUGCCUAACUAUCAGACCUGCUACAAUGCCUCCAAAGCGGCCGUCAGACACAUGGCCCGUGGUUUUGCCGUGGAAUUCGCCCAUUUGACUGAGCCUGCAGGCCGGAUCCGCUGCAACUCAGUGUCUCCGGGCUACACAGACACCAUUCUGAGCUCUUUUGUCCCUACAGAGCAGCGGGCCCAAUGGUGGGGGCUCACUCCGCAGGGUCGUGAAGCCUUGCCCCAGGAGCUGGUCGGAGCGUAUCUCUACCUGGCCUCGGACGCUGCCUCGUUCACCAACGGUUGUGAUAUCCCCGUGGAUGGAGGUUACACCUGUGUGUAA
Molecule: messenger RNA, 879 nt
Organism: Lachancea sp. 'fantastica'
Lineage: Eukaryota; Fungi; Ascomycota; Saccharomycetes; Saccharomycetales; Saccharomycetaceae
Source: the annotation of a GenBank genome assembly